AUGGCUCGUCUCCGCAAGGCACCCGCCUCGCAGGCGCAGACACAGCCGCCCGCGUCCAUCACGCGCCGCGCACUCAAGGAAAAGACAAAUACAGCCGUAAACUCUCCAGCCCCGAGAUACGAGGACGACGGAAAUGCCGAAGCGAUGGUCAAGGACGCGAAACCGCGAAGAGGACGCACGAGAAAGCAGACGCGACAGGACAGCGACGAUUUGCUCAUGGCAGGCGCAAUUGGGCCCUCUGACGAGCCUGCGCCACCCAGCGACGUCCCUACGACCACGGACGAACUUGCAAAGAGCGAUUCCGCGACAGCUCCCGCCGCAAAAGGUAAUCGUCGACCGGCUCGCACCAUUCGCAAAGUGGCACAGAGCGAGGCACAAACCAAAGUCUUGGAGGGUUUGAAGCAACGCAUGGCCGCCACUGCUCGGGGCCAGCGUGUCCAGGAAGCGCCACGAACAGAGCCAAUAGAUCCAGUCGCAUCAUCCGACUCAUUUCCAGCCAUUGCGCCGGCGCGCAAAACAGCUCUGCGCAAGUCAAAUGACAUUGUUCCUGAGCGUUCCGAAUUUUCCCUGUCGCCCUCUCCGCCACCACCUGGAAAGCUGAGCACUGUCCAAGGAAAGCGCUCUUCACUGACCCAGCCGGGAUCCGUCCUUAGGAAUCAAAGCACUCCCGCCGUGGAGACAAGCAUUCUAGCUUUGAAGAACUUCAAACGCAGACCGCGCCAGCCAAGUAUGUUAGCAAUGGUGCAACAGCGGACCGCCAGCGCACGACCCUCGGCUGCUCAUACCGAUCUUGCCAUUGAAGACUCGAGUAUGUUUGAUCUAGAGCUUGACGACGAAGACGACUUCGCGCCCGAGGCAGAGGGCACGCCAUUGAAUGUGGCGAAGAAUAAACGGAAGUCCACUGCAAGCACCGGGUUGCGGGCUAAGCGACGAAAAUCGACAAUCGAUGACACGCAAGACAACACAGGUGGUGAGCCUUUCGUGACCGCUGAUGAGAUUGUCGUUGCUGUGCCAUCAUCCUCGCAGCGAGCGGAAACGCCCCAGCCAGCGGCAACUUCGGAUGCUCAUAAUGCUCAAGUCCCGUCGUCUUCAACACCGCCCACCGAGCCGUCAUUCGCUGCGGGAUCUUUGGGUGCUAAGAGUGCCGACGUCAUGGUGCCAUCGACAGAAAGGGAGCAAAGUGAAAGGGAGCAAAGCGUUGCAAUUCCGUCUACUGAAAGGUCAAGUGGCUCAAGGCGAGGCGCCAAGAGAAUAGCUCGAGUCGGUACAAUUGACGCUGAUGAGAGCGGCAUUGACACCCCAAAUGGGACUAUGGCCGAGCCGGCUAGCAGUAGCCCAGCCCAGGAGGAAAUGCGCAAUACGCAGUACAACACAGACAUGGCGGAUCCAGUCACACAGAUCUCUCCAGUGCGUAGCAGAGCGAAGGCCGCGAAGAAGCAGAAGCCGGUAUCCACGGCUACACUACAAUCGCUGCUUCCCAAGCGUAGGAAAAUUCUGAAGCCUCGUCAGCGGAAGAGUGAGUACGACAUGGCCUCUGACUCCGAGGACGAGGAAGACGUCGUCCUGGACGUCAGCCAUUUGGAAAACGACGAGGACGAGCUGGGUGGUGAGACACGCCGAAGGGCACCUUCCAAAGCGCGUGGUAAAACCAGCACCAGGAAGUCUGGUGCAGGCAAGAAGGUUGCUGCGCAUGCCGCGCGGCAAUCUACUGUCGCUCGAAGCCGGGAAGCUGCCGAACUGUCGAUUGCCCAGGGCCGUAGGAGGACCUACGGCAGGGAUGCCAUCGCGGAUAAGGAGAACGAUGAAGAGUUCGAAGCUUUCGAGGAUGCUGAUGAAUCCAUUCUACCGGAAGAAUGCAUCUCAAUGCAUGACGCAAUUAGGGGCAAGGAGCUCGAACAGGCGAAGCGGAUAUUUGCCGAAGUAGAUGACUGGGAUAUGGAGUUUGAAAGCAUGAGCCAAGAAGAUCAUGGGAGUUCUAGUCAGGGCUGGAGAUGA
Messenger RNA from Ramularia collo-cygni, 1995 nucleotides. RefSeq lists its product as uncharacterized. The record is from RefSeq and is a predicted model, not a curated record. The transcript has a single exon. Bases 1 to 1995 code for a protein of 664 amino acids. NCBI's taxonomy places the organism in Eukaryota, Fungi, Ascomycota, Dothideomycetes, Mycosphaerellales, Mycosphaerellaceae.